UUUCAUGAUGGGCCUAUGGCCUAUAUCAGAUCUUAUUGGGUUUUUUUUGUUCUUACACUUUUCUCUUCAGCUUUCAAUUUGGCUUUCUUCUUUUUCUUCUACUUCUUCUCCAAUUUCAGAUUUGAUGCCUUCAAAUUGGUAAGACUUAAAUCUACGGGAAACAAAAUCGGAAACUGCAGCAAUCGAAGGUUUGAAUCGAUGGCUGAUGUACAAUUGAAGCAAAGAAGAGGCUACAUCUGGGCAAUCGCAGCUGGUCUCAAUGCAGCUCUUGCCGCCAUCUCAGCCAAGUUCUUCUCAUCUCUCGUGAUCAAGUAUGGGUUAGUUGUAAUGUGCAAUGUGGUUAUGUGGGCAUGUUAUGUAAACAGUUUAAGAGCUCUCUCGUCUCUACAAGCUACUGUCACAAACUUUGCUGCUAAUUUCUUAUCUUCCGGUUUAGCUGGUCUCUUUCUUUUUCAAGAAUCUUUAUCCUUCCGCUGGUUUGCAGGAGCUUUAUCGAUUACCAUUGGAGUUCUGAUCCUCAGUAAGUCGAGUGUCGAUAAGAAGAUCAUCAAAAGGAAACGUAGAUGAACGGGAGUUAUAGAAAAUCGAGAGAAAGUAAAACCAAAGCUAAGGAAUCGUAGUACUAGCUAAACCAGUAAGGGGCCAACAUCAGAGCCAACGCACCUAUGAAAACUUGAAAACAGAGGCGGUUCUUAUGGUAAGAUGGCAAAUAUUUACCUAAGCCAAAGCCUAUAAAACAUAUAGAGUUAAGGUCGAGGUUGAGGCCAGGGAAAGAGCUAGACGGGACCUCAGAAAGACGACAUACUUGAACUAAAAUUAUGUGAUUGUAAAUAUCGAAUUCCACAAAUGUACGUUUUACUAUUUUCAUUUCUUUAGACCAUGCAACACUAAUUCCACUGAUUUUAUUAUAUGAUUAGAUGUAGGUUUAUAUCAUGGUGAACAUCAAUGUACAUAAUUUUGUUUGUUA
Camelina sativa (false flax) is the source of this 967-nucleotide messenger RNA. RefSeq lists its product as uncharacterized. NCBI's taxonomy places the organism in Eukaryota, Viridiplantae, Streptophyta, Magnoliopsida, Brassicales, Brassicaceae. The record is from RefSeq and is a predicted model, not a curated record.